Molecule: messenger RNA, 877 nt
Organism: Aspergillus candidus
Lineage: Eukaryota; Fungi; Ascomycota; Eurotiomycetes; Eurotiales; Aspergillaceae
Product: DUF1748 domain-containing protein
Exons: 4
Coding region: 160-387 (75 amino acids)
Cellular component (GO): cytoplasm
Source: RefSeq, a predicted model, not a curated record
UCUAUCUCAAGAUCUGUCGGUCUCGAGCCAUAUCUCCACCAGAACACAUCCUAUCCUCAGUCACUCUGAUUCUUACUCACUACUUCAUACUCACUCACUCCACCCCCACUGAAUCCUCCCGAUCGACGAUCUACAAUCAACCGCCAGCCUUCAGUCAUCAUGAUCGGUCGACUUGGUCAUUACGCUUUUGAUGCCGUCUUGCUCUCUGCCUUUUUGGCGGGCGUCAAGCGCUCCACUGGUCUUACCCCCAGUCUACAAUCCGACAAAAUCACCGAUAACAAGGACUUUAAGAAGUGGAUCGAUAGCUACCUUGGUGUGGGCGAGUGGGUGAUGGAUCAGUCUGUUGCUGUUCUGGGUACUUCCAGCUUUUUUGAGCGCAAGCGGUGAGAGUGCGCUGUCACAACAUGGUCCUCUCCGUCUGCGACUGCCGUUGGAUGUCUUUUCUUUCGACUGGAAUUGGCUUGGUCUAGUCUGUCGGAGAUCUCGAUCUUAUACAGGGCGAACAUGCUAGGCUAGAGGUCAGUUCUCGACUGUCAGCUAGCUGUUCAUGAUUGAUGACUGUUUUUUAUUUUUCAUUCCCUCUUUUUGUCUGUACUUUUGUUUCCAUUCUCGGGUUCAUCUCAUUCACCCACCAUUCUGAUCUCUAUAUCCUUCAUGAUACUGCUUUUUUGAUCCCGAGUUUCACCAACAAUGGCGUUAGACAUGGGUUUUUCUUCUUUUUUUCACCCUUUUUUGCUAGUGCACUUACUGCAUGCCUGGAUCUUCUUCCCAGAAGACUCUCAGCGAAUGUCUCUCUUCUAGCACAUUCGCAUGUACAUACAUAAGUAUGCCAGUCAGUCAAGCCAAGUCAAGUCAAGCAAGGACAUAACACACUCCA